GCCGGAGAUGUGCGCGAUGUUGGAAGGAGCGCUCCUGAAUCAUCAUCCUCGAGCAUCAAGUGGACACCUCUAGCCACGGAACUGCGUAUUCUAUUCACUUCAACGAGGACGAAGAGCUCUUGAAUCAUUUUGAGACAGGAAACAAACUAGUAAUAUACUCUGCUGUCGUAUUUCUCAGUAAAUAACGGGUCAAACGCAGAGCCUACAGUAAAGAAAAAGGGAAAAACGUGACACUGGAGAAACAUCAAAGAAUAUAGGUCCUGACAGAGUUGUGCAGACUCAGGACAACUGAGCUUUGAAGGAAUAAGCAGAUUUAAAGAGGAGUCCGUAAACUGCUUGCUAAUAAUCAUGAUCUUUUCCUCAAAGAAGUUAAUGAAUUUAUUACUGUUGAAGUGAAAGCCAUCCUCUCUUGGGGAAUGUUGUCACAUGUGAAGUGUAAAGCCACCUGUCAGACUGCGAUCACAAUGGGAAGGAAAAAAAUACAAAUCUCUCGUAUCCUGGACCAGCGGAAUAGACAGGUUACUUUCACCAAGCGUAAGUUUGGCCUGAUGAAGAAGGCGUAUGAGCUGAGUGUGUUGUGUGACUGUGAGAUUGCCCUCAUCAUCUUCAACAGCACCAACCGUCUGUUCCAGUACGCCAGCACUGACAUGGACAAGGUCCUACUCAAGUACACAGAGUACAGCGAGCCUCACGAGAGUAGGACCAACACAGACAUAAUGGAGACUCUGCGGAGGAAAGGCCUGGGUCUGGACGGGACAGAGCUGCUGGACACUGAGGAGCCCAUGCAGGUUGCAGCAGAGAAGUUCGGUCCACUAAGUGAGGGCAUGGACCUCUCCCUGGCCCGCCAGCGCUACCAUGCCCCCUCACUGCUCUCACCUGAGGCCCAGUUCCUGGUGACUGCUGGCUGUGAGAAUGGAUACCCCAACUCGUCCAACCCCAGCCUGAGCUCCCACAGACCCCCUGCCUUCAAGCCAAUGGGCCCCAGACCAGGCUCAGUCAGCCCUGCAGGGCCCCACAGCCACGCUGCCUUCAUGUCUCCACACUCAGGUAUUGGCUACUCCAUGUUCUCCCAUGGUAACCUGAGCCGGGCCUUGGAGAUGAAGACUCCUCCCCCUUUGAACCUGGGCAAUGACAACCGGCGGGCAGAGAGCCACCCUGGUAUGGGUGGCAUUCGCGCCAACCUCAACAGUGCUAGAGGCAUACUGUACCAGGGCAUGCACCCAGGGAACCACAUGCUGACCAUGGGGAAGGCAGGUCUGCUGGGCCAGAGUCUUGGGGGCUACGGCCUCUCUGCUGGACCAUCUGACUACAGCCACCCAGGUUUCUCCCAUGCUGUGAGUCUACAGCGUGGUACAGUGAACCCGUGGCAGACGGCACAACAGCAGGAGCAACAUGUACCCCACCUCAGCCCAGUGAUGUCCAGCAGAGGGUGCUCUUUUCCCUCUCAAGCCUCCACUCCCACCACUCCUCCUCACCCCUCCCUCAACCUCAGCAUCAAAUCAGAGCGAGCCUCCCCGGAGCGCAUCUGCUCUGCGACCUCUCCGCCGCUGCAACAUCUGAGGCAGCACUCUCCAAUGAGCACCCCCGAUUCUGCUCGCCACACUCCCCAGGAACCUUACCCAGCCAAUGAGAGAGAGGAAUUCCCCAAAGGAGGUUUUCCCUACCCGGCUCAGCAAGGGGCAGAGGAGAAAGGGGGGCUGCCCCUGAGGCAAUUAGAAAUUAGCGAUGGGUGGCAGAGAUAGUUGGCAGCGACUACCACACACCACCCACCCUCCUUCAAGCCAAAGCAAGCCUGCCACAUGGUUGCCCACUCACAGAGAGAGGAGGAUGGGGAGAUGAGGUUCAUUAAUUCACAUCAUCCCAGAGGAAAGAGAGACCCCCCUUAGAGCUGGGCUGGACUCUCCCUUGUGGGUGAUGAACAUGUGUCACUGCCUCUCUGAUCCUGAUAUAUUGCUGGGUGUGUUGUUGGGUUUUGUUGGUUUGUCUGUGUGUUGGGGUCAGAGGGUAUGUCAAACCACAUAUCAGUGUGGUUCUCUCAUCCUGUUUGAGCUACAGAGCAGAGGGUAAGGGAGAUUGUCAUUUAGCCAUGUUCUUAGAGCACUGUGUUUCAGAGUAGUACUUUACAUUCAGGUCCCCAGUUACAGUGCCUUCGGAAAGUAUUCAGACCCCUUGACUUUUUCCACAUUUUGUUAGAUUACAGUCGUAUUCUAAAAUUGAAUAAAUUGUUGUUUUUUCAUCAAUCUACACACAAUACCCCAUAAUGACAAAGCAAAAACAGUUUUUUAGCCAUGUUUAACAUAAGAAUUCAGACCCUUUACUCAGUACUUUGUUGAAUCACCUUUGGCAGUGAUUACAGCCUCGAGUCUUUUUGGGUAUGACGCAACAGGCUUGACACACCUGUAUUUGGGGAGAUUCUCCCAUUCUUCUCUAAAGGCCUGAUGGUGGAGUGCUGCAGAUCCUCUCAAUAUAUGUCAGGUUGGAUGGGAAGUGUUGCUGCACAGCUAUUUUCAGGUCUCUCCAAAGAUGUUAGAUCGGGUUCAAGUCCGGGCUCUGGCUCGGCCACUCAAGGACAUUCAGACACUUGUCCAAAAUCACUCCUACAUUGUGUUGGCUGUCUGCUUAGGAUCGUUAUCCUGUUGGAAAGUGAAUCUUCACCCCAGUUUGAGGUCCUGAGUGCUCUGGAGCAGGUUUUCAUCAAGGAUAUCGCUGUACUUUGCUACGUUCAUCUUUGCCUCGAUCCUGACUCGUCUCUCAGUCAAUGCCGCUGAGAAACAUCCCAACUGCAUGAUUCUGCCACCACCAUGCUUCACCAUAGGAAUGGUGCUAGGUUUCCUCCAGACGUGAUGCUUGGCAUUCAGGCCAAAGCGUUCAAUCUUGUUUUCAUCAGACCAGAGAAUCUUGUUUCUCAUGGUCUGAGAGUCUUUAGGUGCCUUUUGGCAAACUCCAAGCAGACUGUCAUAUGCAUUUUACUGGGGAGUGGCUUCCAUAUGGCCACUCUACCAUAAAGGCCUGAUGGUUGUCCUCCUUGAAGGUUCUCCCAUCUCCAGAGGAACUCUCUAGCUCUAUCAGAGUGAUUAUCGGGUUCUUGGUCACCUCCCUGACCAGGGCCCUUCUCCCCCAAUUGCUCAGUUUGGCCAGGCGGCCAGCUCAUGGCAGAGUCUUGGUGGUUCCAAACUUCUUCCAUUUAAGAAUGAUGGAGGCCACUGUGUUCUUGGGGACCUUCAACGCUGCAGACAUUUUUUGGUACCCUUCCCCAGAUCUGUGCCUCGACACAAUCCUGUCUCGGAGAUCUACCGACAAUUCCUUUGACCUCAUGGCUUGGUUUGUAAAUAAGGUAUAUGUUUUGUCAUGAGGUAUUGUGUGUAGAUUGUUGAGGAUUUUUUGUAUUUAAUACAUUUUAGAAUAAGGCUGUAAUGUAACAAAAUGUGGAAAAAGUCAAGGGGUCUGAAUACUUUUCGGAGGCACUGUAUAUAACUUUAAUGCUUUAGCCUUUAGCCCAAAAUCAAUGAAGUGGUCAGCUCACAGGAGACCGAUUAGGGAGCACCAAGGUUCUACUCAUCUAUCAUAGUGGCACACCCUCUGUGAUAGUGAGUGGGAAGUUAGUCUGGAUAGGAAUUGAUUAAAGAAAAACAAAAAUGCAAUCUGCACUUAUGGAUUUUUGUAUUUAAAAUCUGUGCAUCAAUAAGUCUCUCAGGGAUUUGGAUCAUUGGUUCCAUUAUACAGGGUUAGUGUUGCUUUUUAAGGCUAGGAAAUUACUGAGCAAAGCUGUUUGGUUUUGCACUAUAUACUGCAUAGUUAAAGUCUUUAUUUUUGGACACUGGCUUUAGUAAUGCAAAAUGAUGACACAUUUAAGACUAAAGGGAAUGUAACAUGUGCUUUAUUUCUUAUUAAUGGAUAUUGUGUUCAAUUUAAUUAUUUGUGAAGCAAUAUCCAAAACAAGCCAACAUUUAGCAUAUAAUGGUGUAUAAGAAUCAUUACUAGUCAUCAUCAUACAUCUUCAAAGGUUUACUACUUUCAGCACUGUUGUAUUUUGUUUAAAUAAAUUCCAGUUAUUUAUUCAUUCCUGAAAAGGAAACACAUUUUCAGUGGGUCAAUGGGAAUAGGGUAUGUUGACAAUCAGACACCUAUCAAAUAAACUGCAUAAAUUAACUUUUGUCUAUGGAAAAAAAACAUUGAGACACAUUUUAUUGCUCGAGUUUUUUAUAUAUAUAUUUUGUAAUGAUUUUUGUGUUUUAUGCAGAUCAUUUGUGGCGUGUUAUUGUUUCAUUUAUCAAUUUAAUGUUUAAAAAGUCUGAAAAUAGUUCAUGUAAAAUUAUCUUGUAUCCGUUUAGUUUCUUGUGGGUUUGUGUGUAGAUUGAAGUGAACUCCUUAGUCCACAAGAGGUCAACGUAUUUCACACCAUCACUCUGAAGGCAAGACAAUGCAGAAAGAAUCAGCCAUUAGUGCUACUACUGGUAAUUAAUUAUGUGAUUUUCCAUGGAAAAAGUGACAAGUUAAUGCAGUGCAAUGUGAUGGUAUUCAGAUAAAACUGCAUAAUUAGUGUAUUGAAGACACACACAGAGGGUAUAUGGGCAGGUUCUGAUUGACAACAUGGAAUUAUUGCCAGGAGAAAUGUUUAUGUGUCUGACACAAACUACUUCAACUGUGGAUAAAUGUAGAAAGGUAAAAACAGUAACUUCAGUUACAAACAGUAUUCUCACAGACACAUUCAAGUUAUUUUGACAUACAGUGCCUUGCGAAAGUAUUCGGCCCCCUUGAACUUUGCGACCUUUUGCCACAUUUCAGGCUUCAAACAUAAAGAUAUAAAACUGUAUUUUUUUUGUGAAGAAUCAACAACUAGUGGGACACAAUCAUGAAGUGGAACGACAUUUAUUGGAUAUUUCAAACUUUUUUAACAAAUCAAAAACUGAAAAAUUGGGCGUGCAAAAUUACAGCUGCAAAAUUACAGCUGCGAUUACAGCUGUAAGUCGCUUGGGGUAUGUCUCUAUCAGUUUUGCACAUCCAUGCAAAACAGCUCGAGCUCAGUGAGGUUGGAUGGAGAGCAUUUGUGAACAGCAGUUCAGUUCUUUCCACAGAUUCUCGAUUGGAUUCAGGUCUGGACUUUGACUUGGCCAUUCUAACACCUGGAUAUGUUUAUUUUUGAACCAUUCCAUUGUAGAUUUUGCUUUAUGUUUUGGAUCAUUGUCUUGUUGGAAGACAAAUCUCCAUCCCAGUCUCAGGUCUUUUGCAGACUCCAUCAGGUUUUAUUCCAGAAUGGUCCUGUAUUUGGCUCCAUCCAUCUUCCCAUCAAUUUUAAUCAUCUUCCCUGUCCCUGCUGAAGAAAAGCAGGCCCAAACCAUGAUGCUGCCACCACCAUGUUUGACAGUGGGGAUGGUGUGUUCAGGGUGAUGAGCUGUGUUGCUUUUACGCAAAACAUAACGUUUUGCAUUGUUGCCAAAAAGUUCAAUUUUGGUUUCAUCUGACCAGAGCACCUUCUUCCACAUGUUUGGUGUGUCUCCCAGGUGGCUUGUGGCAAACUUUAAACGACACUUUUUACGGAUAUCUUUAAGAAAUGGCUUUCUUCUUGCCACUUCCAUAAAGGUCAGAUUUGUGCAAUAUACGACUGAUUGUUGUCCUAUGGACAGAGUCUCCCACCUCAGCCGUAGAUCUCUGCAGUUCAUCCAGAGUGAUCAUGGGCCUCUUGGCUGCAUCUCUGAUCAGUCUUCUCCUUGUAUGAGCUGAAAGUUUAGAGGGACGGCCAGGUCUUGGUAGAUUUGCAGUGGUCUGAUACUCCUUCCAUUUCAAUAUUAUCGCUUGCACAGUGCUCCUUGGGAUGUUUAAAGCUUGGGAAAUCUUUUUGUAUCCAAAUCCGGCUUUAAACUUCUUCACAACAGUAUCUCGGACCUGCCUGGUGUGUUCCUUGUUCUUCAUGAUGCUCUCUGCGCUUUUAACGGACCUCUGAGACUAUCACAGUGCAGGAGCAUUUAUACGGAGACUUGAUUACACACAGGUGGAUUGUAUUUAUCAUCAUUAGUCAUUUAGGUCAACAUUGGAUCAUUCAGAGAUCCUCACUGAACUUCCGGAGAGAGUUUGCUGCACUGAAAGUAAAGGGGCUGAAUAAUUUUGCACGCCCAAUUUUUCAGUUUUUGAUUUAAAAAAGUUUGAAAUAUCCAAUAAAUGUCGUUCCACUUCAUGAUUGUGUCCCACUUGUUGUUGAUUCUUCACAAAACAAAUACAGUUUUAUAUCUUUAUGUUUGAAGCCUGAAAUGUGGCAAAAGGUCGCAAAGUUCAAGGGGGCCGAAUACUUUCGCAAGGCACUGUAUUUUUGAAUAUAAGCACUUGUCAGUAAAAACCACACAGGUUAUUCCAGCACAUCAAUACCACUGGGCAAAAACUGGUUAAAUCAAUGUUGUUUCCAUGUCAUUUCAACAACAAAAAACAAUGUGAUGACGUUGAAUUAACGUGGAAAACUGAUUGGAUUUGCAGAAAGUCAUCAACGUAAGGGAAUCUAGUCUUUAACCUUUUUAACCUAAAUGCAAUGACAUUGUGACAUUUUUUAUUGAUUACAUGUUGAAUUUAUGUUAGUUGACAACACAACCAAAUGUAUAUCAAAACUAUACGUUGGAUUGACAUAUGUGCCCAGUGGGUAGUGUCAGCGCUGGCAGUAUUUAUCAAAACAACCCAUGGCUUUAUACUUGUUUUAAUGAUGUGGCUGCCUUUCAAUUAGCAAUAUUUGAUUUGUAAGUUAUUUUGACCCAAAGGCUGUACAUCUAAUUGACUAAUUUAAAAACAUGUUGAUUCAGAAGUCACAGCAUUUCCUUUGAUGUAUAUUUAUCUGAAGACCGAUAAAAUGCUAUCUACUA
Oncorhynchus keta (chum salmon) is the source of this 6842-nucleotide messenger RNA. RefSeq names its product myocyte-specific enhancer factor 2B. Gene Ontology annotation, biological process: positive regulation of transcription by RNA polymerase II. Bases 417 to 1742 code for a protein of 441 amino acids. Gene Ontology annotation, molecular function: RNA polymerase II cis-regulatory region sequence-specific DNA binding; protein dimerization activity; DNA-binding transcription factor activity, RNA polymerase II-specific. The record is from RefSeq and is a predicted model, not a curated record. NCBI's taxonomy places the organism in Eukaryota, Metazoa, Chordata, Actinopteri, Salmoniformes, Salmonidae. The transcript is spliced from 10 exons.